Messenger RNA from Vespa mandarinia (Asian giant hornet), 1719 nucleotides. Its product is annotated as transmembrane protein 184C. NCBI's taxonomy places the organism in Eukaryota, Metazoa, Arthropoda, Insecta, Hymenoptera, Vespidae. The record is from RefSeq and is a predicted model, not a curated record.
UUUUAUCCGAUCCAUAAAAUAUACGUUUGCGAUGGUGGAAUUGUUACUUUAUAAAUAAUAUAUAUUUUGAUAAACACAUUGUAUUUUUAGAAGAUUUAUGUCGUAUAGAUAAAUCCAAUGAAUUUUGAAGAAGAGAUAAUAUCAAUGCGAAUUGAUUAACGUUGUUCGAAAGAAGAGGUUAAAUUGAUUGACAUUAAGCUGUCAUUGUUUACCGAUUUCUCCUAGUGUUUUUAUUUAUUCACAAUUUUAUUAACGUAUGAAAGCGUAUAAGUUACAAAAAUAUGUGAAAUACUGUACAUCAUAUAAAAGCAAUGGCUUCAAUCUGUAGACGAUGGAGAUUAUGGAUAUUACCAGUUUUGACUUGCUUGUAUGCUCUCUUAAUUGUUAUAUUAGUACCGCUUUUAAUAGCUAAUUCUAUUAAGGAUGAUUUAAAUAAACAAAAACAAGGUGCAUUGGUGGGUGGAGCGUUUGUAUUAUUGGCAUUGCCUAUCGCUUUUUACGAAAUCGUCCAACAUAUGAUAUAUUACACUCAACCUAGGUUACAAAAAUAUAUCAUUAGAAUAUUAUGGAUGGUACCUAUUUAUGCGGUAAAUGCUUGGUUGGGACUUGUAUAUCCUGAAGGCAGUAUAUACGUCGAUAGUAUAAGAGAGUGUUACGAGGCAUACGUGAUAUAUAAUUUCAUGAUGUAUCUGUUGGCCUAUCUAAAUGCAGAUCAUCAAUUAGAACACAGAUUGGAGAUGUCUCCUCAGGUACAUCAUAUGUUUCCUUUAUGCUGUCUUCCUGAUUGGGAAAUGGGACGAGAAUUUGUACAUAUGUGCAAACACGGUAUUUUACAAUACACAGCAGUUAGGCCUAUAUCAACUUUAGUAUCUUUUAUAUGCGAAUUAAAUGGAGUAUAUGGAGAAGGAGAAUUUAGAGCAGAUAUUGCUUUUCCAUACAUGAUCGCUCUAAAUAAUUUGUCCCAAUUUAUUGCAAUGUAUUGCUUAGUUCUUUUCUAUCGUGCUAAUUCGGAAGCUCUAAAACCAAUGAAACCAAUUGGGAAGUUUUUGUGUAUUAAAGCAGUCGUUUUCUUUUCGUUUUUUCAAGGAUUUAUAAUCGCUUUGUUGGUAUACUUUAACGUAAUAUCAAGUAUAUUUAACACGGAAAACACACAUCUUAUAAGAAAUAUAUCUUCCAAAUUACAAGAUUUCUUAAUUUGUAUUGAAAUGUUCUUAGCUGCGAUAGCACAUCAUUACAGUUUUACGUAUAAACCAUUUGUAAAUUUAGCACAGAGUCAAGCUUGGUGGGACGCAUUUAGGGCGAUGUGGGAUGUUUCCGAUGUACAUAACGAUAUUAAAGAACACUUAGGAGUUGUUGGAUCAUCCCUAAGUCGCAGAAUUAGAGGACGCAGUGCUUAUCAACAAGCAUGGGGAAGUGCAACAGAACGUACGUCGCUUCUUCCUGAAGCAGCAGCAGUAAUACCUAGAAGCGCACCUGCUUGUUCGUUUUCUAGUUAUAAUACAGCUGAAAAUGGACAGAAUAAUAAUCCCGGUGAUAGUUUUUCUGUAUCAACUGACAUAAAUACCGAUACGCAGCAUAGUACUAAUAACAUAAGUACAUAGUUACGAUGUCGAAAUCAUACGUAUGUGAGUAAGAACAUUUAACUGGACAUAAUAUCAUACUUUCUUUACACGAAUUAACGUUAUAUAUCAUUUAAAUGAAAGAAAGAAGAAAGAAAAA